AGUAUCAUUGACAGUACUGUAAUCUGUCAAAACAUCAUGAGAACAAAAUAAAUUUCCUAACCAGAUCAAAAUAUUGCAACAACAAGAAAAAAAUAUUGUCGUGAAUGUUAUUAAAGUGAAUACACUGUGUCCGAAUCAAGUCAAAUGUGAUCAGCUUAAAAAUCAAAUAAAAUGCUCUUUCGUAUAAAUUCAAUAAAAUUAUUGUUGCUAAAGAGAAACACAAAAUCGGUAUUUAGAUAUUGUAGUACACAACAAAGUGAUGAUUGUACGCAAAAUGUAGCCAAUAAGUCAGUUCGUGUUCGAUUUGCGCCCAGUCCUACUGGCUAUUUGCAUUUGGGCGGCUUACGAACAGCUUUAAUCAACUAUUUAUACGCCAAAGCACAUAAGGGAACAUUUAUUGUUCGCAUCGAGGACACAGAUCAAUCAAGAACCGUACCGGAUGCUCAACAGAAUUUCUUCCGAAACCUCGAAUGGGCUGGCAUUAAACCGGAUGAAUCAGUAAUACAUGGCGGCAACUUUGGUCCCUAUGUACAAAGUCAACGACUCGAAAUAUAUCGACAACAAGUACGAAAACUACUUGAAAAUGGCAGUGCAUAUUAUUGCUUUUGCACAGAAAAACGACUAGAAAUGUUGCGCAAAGAGGCGCAAGAGGCCAAAAAAAUUCCCAAAUAUGACAAUCGAUGUAGACAUUUAACACCGCUUCAAGUAGCAGAAAAAUUGGCUAACAACGAUACAUUUACAAUUCGAUUUAAACUGGAAUCUGAGAAUGUACCUAAGUUCAAUGACUUGGUAUUUGGUGAAAUGAGUAUUGAUGUGACUGAGGAAAGUGAUCCGAUUCUAAUAAAGUCCGAUGGAUAUCCAACCUACCAUUUCGCCAAUGUGGUCGAUGACCAUUUGAUGCAAGUAACACAUGUAUUUCGGGGCUCAGAAUGGAUGGUCUCAACUCCGAAACAUCUUUUAUUAUAUAGUGCAUUUGAUUGGCAUCCUCCUGAAUAUGGUCAUCUACCAUUGAUUUUGAAUCAAGAUGGGACAAAGCUAAGUAAACGACACGAUCAUGCUAGCGUUGAUUAUUACAGAGAACGGAAAAUAUUCCCAUUGGCUCUGAUUAACUACAUCACACUAAGUGGCGGUGGUUUUGCACGUGAAGUGGGUACAAAAAUUAGAAAUCUCACAAUUGAGGAAUUGACUGAAAUCUUUAAUAUAGAACACAUAAACAAAGCAUCAAGCCGAUUAAACACAGGAUACUUAGAAGAUUACAAUCGUUUGGAGUUGAUACGACACAUAAAAGAUCCAACACUAUGCAAUGAUGUUGUAAAACAAGUUCAAGAACUCAUCAAACGAGCGUAUCCAAAAGAUAUCGAAAGUCUGGAUUUAGACGAACAACAUAUUCGUAAUGUUUUGAAUUGGUCGGUGAAUACAGAACGUUUGCUGUCAUUACAGCAAUUGGUCGAAGGUGACUUAUCAUUUCUUUGGAUAUUGCCAAAGAUUCAAUCAGAUAAUAUCCAAUCCGAAUGGGUCGGAAAUUUGGUGACAGCACUCGAAAAGGGUGAUUUUGAUAAAACACGUCUCUUAGAAUUAUUACGUGAAUUUUCAAAGGAAAAUAAUUUGAAGUACCCAAAAUUUAUGGCGUCGUUGAGAACAAUGUUGAGUGGCGUACAUUAUGGAGCCGGUGUUGCGGAUAUGAUGCAAAUUUUAGGAAAAACCUCAACAAUAAAACGUAUCACAAGAAAAAAAGAUCAUAAAAAACCAACUAAAUAACAUUUUUAGUAGAAUUUAAUUUUGUAAAAAAAUGUUUUUUUUUUAAAUAAACAACAUGUC
Molecule: messenger RNA, 1818 nt
Organism: Contarinia nasturtii (swede midge)
Lineage: Eukaryota; Metazoa; Arthropoda; Insecta; Diptera; Cecidomyiidae
Product: probable glutamate--tRNA ligase, mitochondrial
Exons: 8
Coding region: 172-1758 (528 amino acids)
Biological process (GO): glutamyl-tRNA aminoacylation
Molecular function (GO): tRNA binding; zinc ion binding; ATP binding
Source: RefSeq, a predicted model, not a curated record